Molecule: messenger RNA, 1020 nt
Organism: Ascochyta rabiei
Lineage: Eukaryota; Fungi; Ascomycota; Dothideomycetes; Pleosporales; Didymellaceae
Exons: 4
Coding region: 1-1020 (339 amino acids)
Source: RefSeq, a predicted model, not a curated record
AUGCCUGCCGUCGAGUCAACGUUCGAUCCCAAGGACAUGGAGUUCCGUCGCCUUGGACCUGCCGGGCUCAAGGUCUCGGUCUUCUCCCUUGGAGGCUGGUUGACAUAUGGAGGAACACAAAAGGGAAACAUCGUAAGGGAGAUUAUGGAAGCUGCUUGGGCGCACGGCAUCAACUUCUUCGAUACUGCCGAGGUCUACUCUGCCGGACAGUGCGAGAUUGAGAUGGGCAAUGCUUUCAAGCAGCUUGGGUGGAGUCGCGAUGAGUAUGUGCUGUCGACCAAGGUGUUCUUCGGCACAUCGAGGAAGGAGCCCAACACCCGCGGUCUGAGCAAGAAGCACAUCAUCGAGGGCCUAAAGAGCUCUCUGAAGCGUCUGCAGCACGACUACGUUGAUGUCGUCUUCGCUCACCGCCACGAUCCCGACGUGCCCAUGAAGGAGAUUGUCGAAGCUUUCACACAAGCAAUCCACAUGAACCUCGCAUACUACUGGGGCACAUCCGAGUGGUCUGCUGCUCAGAUUCAGGAGGCGACCGAGAUCGCCGAGAAGUACCAUCUGAUUGCUCCCAUCGUCGAGCAGCCUCAAUACAACGCCUUCCACCGCGAGCGAUUCGAAAAGGAGUACGCUCCCCUUUACGAGAAGUUCCAGUACGGAACGACGAUUUGGUCGCCGCUUGCUUCUGGUCUCUUGACUGGCAAAUACAACGAGGGCAUUCCCGAGGACUCUCGCUUCGCUAACAACAAGGACUUCUUCCAGAAGACUAUUGAUGAGUUGAAGAGCGACGAGGGGCAGGCAAAGAUCGAGAAGGUCAAGAAGCUGACCAAGGUUGCUGAGAAACUUGGAGCUUCCACUAGCCAGCUCUCCCUUGCCUGGGCUGCGAAGAACCCACACGUAUCGACUGUCAUUCUGGGCGCUAGUAAGGUGCAGCAGAUUCACGACAAUUGCGCUGCUCUCAAGCUGCUCCCCAAGCUGACGCCAGAGAUUAUGGAGGAAAUCGAGGGUAUUCUUGGCAACAAGCCCUGA